CUAACCCAAGGCGUAGCUACACGCUACACUGCCAAUGAUGUAUCAUCCGUCCUGUAGACAUUCGACCUUGUUUUCACUGGCAAUUUGCAACUUCAGCUAUCUUAUCAGGUGGGGUCCUGUUGUGCAACCGCCACGCCAUUAAGCAAGGACAGUACACAAAAUCAACUUUGUUUGUGAAUUGUCAAAAUCUCUGGAACAAUGCCAUAGUCUGUUAUUCUUGCUUGAUACAAUUGCUCUUGGACUAAUAUAUCAACGAAGAGAAACUCUCAGACAUUUGAUCUUGACGGACAUCAGCAAUGGCUUACCCAGUUCAGCCAUUUGCCCGCCUAUGCCUCGCCCUGAUAGCUCUCUUGUUGUUUCCCAUGGUGUCUGGCAACUGGAAAGGCUCUAACCAGAUCCGCCUGAGAUGUGGCGCCACCAGCAGUGUCACUGAUUUUGAUGGUCGAACGUGGGAAGGGGACGCUAACUUAAGGAGGUUACCUCUUCCUGGCUUUUCAGUCGAUACGCCAUCUCUAGACCCCUCACUUCCUUCCCCAGUACCUUACAUGACUGCUCGCAUCCUCACUUUGAAUUUCACAUAUCUUCUUCGAGUUGACCCUGGCCGCAUGUUCCUUCGGCUCUACUUCUAUCCAACUUCUUAUGGUGAACAUUCUGCUGCAGAUGCCUUGUUUAGUGUCACUGCCGGGAUCCAUAGCCUUCUAAAUGACUUCAGUCCUUCCCGUAGUGCUCAGGCCAUGGGUCGGACUUGCCUCAUCCGUGAAUACUCCUUGAAUGUUACUUCAGUUGAACUUAAUGUCACAUUUACCCCAUCACCACGCCAUGCUGGAUCUUACGCGUUUGUUAAUGCCAUUGAAAUCGUGCCCACUCCAGACAUUUUCACGACACCGGUGCCAAGAUUUGUGAACGGUGGGAACCCAGAUCUAAUCCCGAUUUCCUCUAGCAUAGGCCUUGAAACAAUGUACCGUCUUACUGCUGGGGGUAGUGGGUUUAUCCUUGGGGGAGAUGAUUCUGGCUUUUACCGCAUAUGGGAAGGGAGCUCUCGCUAUAUGCUUUCAGGUGGCUUGAGUAUUCAGAAAGGCAACAAUGUCACGAUCAAUUACCCGCUUAGUAUGCCAGAUUACAUAGCACCGAGCCAAAUCUAUGAGACAGCAAUAUCUAUGGGGAGAAAUCCACGUGCCAACAUGAGGUACAAUCUUACAUGGAUUUUGCCUGUCGAUGCAGGGUUCUACUACCUUCUGAGAUUCCAUUUCUGUGAGAUCCAGUAUCCAAUAACCAAGGUAAACCAGAGGAGUUUCUUCGUAUACAUCAACAACCAGACAGCAGUGGAGCAGACGGAUGUCAUUGCUUGGAGCGGAGGAAUCGGUAUACCAGUUUACACCAACUACGUCGUUGUCACAGUUGGUCAUGGUCAGACAGAUCUGUGGGUAGCACUCCACCCUGAUCUCAGUACCCGUCCAGAAUAUCAUGAUGCAAUUCUGAAUGGCCUGGAAGUCUUCAAGCUACAGGAUAACAGCAAUAAUAAUCUUGCUGGUGUCAACCCUACACUCAAGCAAAAUAGUGACCGUCCAGCAUCUCAUGGUCAAGAUAAAACAAAUGCUAGAAUCCCAGCGAUCAUUGGAGGUGGAGCUGCUUCUGGUGUCUUGGCUUUGUUCAUUUCCAGUUUCUGCAUUUAUGUUAUGUACAGGAGGAAGAAAACUAACUACACUCAUGGCAAGACCAACGGGAAUCCUCCCAACGGAGAUAGAGAAUUGCUAUUGGCCACCUCGCGCUCGCAGGAUUUGAAGCUUUGCCACCACUUCACGUUCAAGCAAAUCCAGGAAGCCACCAACAACUUCGAUGAGACCUUUCUCCUAGGCAAAGGUGGGUUUGGGAACGUGUACCACGGUCAGAUAGCUGGUACGCAGAAGGUGGCAAUCAAGCGUGGUAACCCGCAGUCCCAGCAGGGCAUCCAGGAAUUUCGGAAUGAAAUCGAGAUGUUGACCAAUCUCCGUCAUCGCCACCUUGUGUCACUGAUUGGCUAUUGCGAUGAAGAGUCCGAGAUGAUCUUGUUAUAUGAUUACAUGGCCAAUGGGACACUUCAGGAGCACUUGUACAACACCGACAAACCACCAUUGCCAUGGGAGCACCGCCUUGUCAUAUGCAUUGGAGCCGCACUGGGGCUGCACUACCUGCACACCGGUGCGAAACAGGCCAUCAUCCACCGUGAUGUGAAGGGUACUAACAUUCUGUUAGAUGACAAGUGGGUGCCAAAGGUUUCGGACUUUGGGUUGUCUAAGGCUAGUAAAGACGUGGACAAUACCCACGUGAGCACUGUUGUGAAAGGCACCUUUGGAUAUCUAGAUCCUGAGUACUUCCGGCGGCAGAGACUCACCAACAAAUCAGAUGUGUACUCCUUUGGGGUUGUUUUGUUUGAGGUUUUGUGUGCACGUCCAGUAAUAGAUCCUGAGCUUCCCGAGGAGCAAGUGGGCUUGCGUGAGUGGGCGCUGUCUUGCCAGAGAAAAGGUGUGCUCAGUGAAAUCAUCGACCCCUAUCUUAUGGGCAAGAUCACUCCCCAGUGCUUCAGAAAAUUUGCAGAGACUGCAGAGCAAUGUGUUGCUGAACGUAGUAUGGAUAGGCCAUCCAUGGGUGAUGUUCUGUCGAGCCUCCAGGUCGCACUACAGCUGCAGGAGGAAGACUGCAAUUUCUCCGAGGAGACACUACUGUUGAACAGGUCAUCGCUCGUGGCCACCAGGGUGCGACCAUUUUCAGGUUCAAUGAUGAGCAUCUCAGGAGUGAAAGCUGUAUUCUCAGAGCUCAUGCAUCCAGAUGGCCGAUAAGACAAAACGUUCAGGACAUUUAGUUAUCAUCUGCUCAUUUUGUGAAGCUGGCAGAUUCAGAUUUACAGAUGGAUUUGCUCCUUAUGUACGGCGGGUGUGUUGUUGAAAGAUGUCAUAAAUCUGUCUGGGCAUUGUACAUUCAGAUUAUCUUCUGAACUGAUGAUACCGUAAAUUGUUGAAUUGAUACAUGUACUAGCAAUAUGUACUAUGAUGAGGGAUCAAUCUUUCUCAAGAGUGAAGCACAAGUAGCUUACUUCAUUUCA
Molecule: messenger RNA, 3079 nt
Organism: Triticum aestivum (bread wheat)
Lineage: Eukaryota; Viridiplantae; Streptophyta; Magnoliopsida; Poales; Poaceae
Product: receptor-like protein kinase FERONIA
Exons: 2
Coding region: 297-2816 (839 amino acids)
Biological process (GO): protein phosphorylation
Molecular function (GO): ATP binding; transmembrane receptor protein tyrosine kinase activity
Source: RefSeq, a predicted model, not a curated record